This is a messenger RNA of Myotis lucifugus (little brown bat), 2383 nucleotides long. It is a transcript of the gene IL17RC, whose product is annotated as interleukin 17 receptor C. NCBI's taxonomy places the organism in Eukaryota, Metazoa, Chordata, Mammalia, Chiroptera, Vespertilionidae. The coding region runs from base 256 to 2355 and encodes 699 amino acids. The transcript is spliced from 18 exons. The record is from RefSeq and is a predicted model, not a curated record. Gene Ontology annotation, molecular function: interleukin-17 receptor activity.
GGGGCGGGAACAGCCAGCUCCCUGCCAGGAGUCAAAAAACGAAAGCACUUCGGCUGAGACUAAGUUUCAAGUCAGGACUCCGAGGAGACCAGUGUGCCAGCUCGCCAGCUCUGGAACCUGGGAGGCUGGGGAGAGAUUCUGGCCCCUCCUGCCCAACCACUGGGGACUGAGUGGGAGCACAGAUGAGGUGUCUGCCCCCCCCUUGGGGGGGGCAGGACAGGGCCUAGGGCCUGGGUGCCACCUGGCACCUGGAAGAUGCCUGUGCCUUGGUUCCUGCUGUCCUUGGCACUGGGCCCAAGCCCCAUGGUCCUCUCUCUGGAGAGGCUUAUGGGGCCUCAGGAUACUGCUAACUGCUCUCUGGGCCUCUCCUGCCACCUGUGGGAUGGUGACGUACUCUGCUUGCCUGGGAGUAUCGAGCCUGCCCCAGGACCUGUGCUGGUGCCCACACGCCUACAGACAGAGCUGGUGCUGAGGUGUCAUCAGGAGACCGACUGCAACCUCUGUGUGCGCGUGGCCGUCCACUUGGCUGUGCGUGGCCACUGGGAAGAGCCUGAAGAUGAGGAGCAAUUUGGAAGAGCAGCUGACCCAGAGCUUGAAGAGCCUAAGAAUGCCUCUCUCCAGGCCCAAGUCGUGCUCUCCUUCCAGGCCUACCCUACUGCCCGCUGUGUCCUGCUGGAGGUGCAAGUGCCCGCUGCCCUCGUGCAGCCUGGUCAGUCUGUGGGCUCUGUAACAUUUGACUGCUUCGAGGCUGCUCUAGGAGCUGAGGUGCACAUCUGGUCCUACACUCAGCCCAGGUACCAGAAGGAACUCAAUUUCAUACAGCAGCUGCCUGAUUGCAGGGGGCUCGAAGUCCAGGACAGCAUCCAGAGCUGCUGGGCCCUGCCCUGGCUCAACGUGUCUGCAGAUGGUGAGGAUGUGCACCUGGUGCUGGAUGUCUCUGAGGAACAGCACUUCGGCCUCUCCCUGUACUGGAACCAGGUCCAGGGCCCUACAAAACCCUGGUGGCACAGAAACCUGGUGUGGCCUCUGGAACCUGACUCCGUGAGAACGAGCAUCUGCCCAUUUAAGAAUGAUACCCGCGCACACCGUAACCUCUGGCGGGCUGCCCGGCUGCAGCUGCUGCCCCCGCGGGGCUGGAGGCUGGUCGCGCCAUGCUCGCUGCCCGCCGCCGAGGCCGCACUGUGCUGGCAGGCACCGGGCAGGGGCUCCUGCCAGCCGCUGGUCCCACCGCUGCCCCGGGAAAAUGUCACUGUGAACGAAGCCCUGGAGUUCCCUUUGCUGGAAGGCCACCCCAACCUCUGUGUCCAGCAGGUAAGCAGUGGGGAGAAGCUGCAGCUGCAAGAGUGCUUGUGGUCUGAUUCUCUGGGGCCCCUCAAGGAUGAUAUGCUGCUGGUGGAGACACGAGGCCCCCAGGACAACAGAUCAGUCUGUGCCUUGGAACCCAGUGGUUGCACCCCACUGCUCAGCAGGGCCUCCACGAGGGCAGCUCGCCUUGGAGAGCAGUUACUACAAGACCUGCAGUCAGGACAGUGUCUGCAGCUGUGGGAUAAUGACCUGAGAGCACUAUGGGCCUGCCCCAUGGACAAGUAUAUCCACCAGCGCUGGGCCCUGGUGUGGCUGGCCUGCCUCGUCUUUGCUGCUGUGCUUUUCCUUCUCCUCCUCCUCAAAAAGGACCAUGUGAAAGGGUGGCUGAGGCUCCUGAAGGAGGAUGUCUACUCGGGGGCGGCCGCCAGGGGCCGCGCCGCUCUGCUGCUGUACUCGGCCGACGACGCGGGCUUCGAGCGCCUCGUCGGCACCCUGGCGUCGGCGCUGUGCCAGCUGCCGUUGCGCGUGGCCGUGGACCUGUGGAGUCGACGUGAGCUGAGCGCGCAGGGGUCCUUGGCCUGGUUCCACGCACAGCGGCUCCAGAUCCUGCAGGAGGGCGGCAUGGUGAUCUUGCUCUUCUCGCCCGGGGCCGUGGCGCUGUGCCAGGAGUGGCUGCAGGACGGAACGUCGGCGGCGCCCGGGGCGCACCGCCCGCACGACGCCUUUGCCGCCUCGCUCAGUUGUGUGUUGCCCGACUUUUUGCAGGGCCGGGCGCCCGGCCGCUACAUCGGGGCCUACUUCGAGGGCCUGCUCCACCCGGAUGCCGUGCCCGCCCUGUUCCGCGCCGUGCCAGUCCUCGCCCUGCCCUCCCAGCUGCCCGACUUCCUGCGGACUCUGCAGGAGCCCGGCGCCGCCCGCCCCGGGUGGCUCUCGAACAGGGCGGAGCGAGUGUCUCGAGCCCUUCAGCCCGCCCUGGACAGCUGCCUCCUGCCCCCGGGGGCCCAGGAGACAGGACUCGAGAUGGCACCCGAGGCGGGGGACAGGACUUGAAUAAAGGCAGACGCUCUUUUUCUAUCCA